Molecule: messenger RNA, 636 nt
Organism: Racocetra persica
Lineage: Eukaryota; Fungi; Glomeromycota; Glomeromycetes; Diversisporales; Gigasporaceae
Source: the annotation of a GenBank genome assembly
AUGAAAAAAUUAUCCUUAAAUGAUACUUGUAUUAUUGCCAAAUCUCAUGGUGGAAUAUAUCUUUCAACUGAAUAUAAAGAUAAUAAAACCCCAUUAUUAUGCGCUGUUCUAAGAAUCAUACAUGGUGUGCCCCACUUCAUAGAGUUAAAAAUUGUGGAACAUGGUGUCCACACUGCGCAAAGGGUCGUAGGUGUGUUCGAUUACCCUGAAUUAUGUGAAUAUCUGGGAAUAGCAAAUCCAUUAAAAAAUGUUCAUGAGGUUUUUAAUAAAUCGGUACCCAAACCAAUUAAUCUUCGUCCAGAAUAUGAUUUGGAAUAUGUCAAAAAAUAUUAUGUGGAAUGUGGUAGUUAUAACUAUAAUUGUGUUGAAAAUAUGUGCAAACUAGAAAAAAGAUACAAUGAUUUAGCUAUUAUUAAACCCCGUGAAAUACCUCAACAGUGGGUUAUUCGUAUAAAAGAUGAUUUGAAAGAUUUGAUUGAUGAGUCACGUUCAUUGACUCCCUCUUCAUUGCCACCGAAGCCUGUUAUAUACAUACAGUAUAGUGCGAGUGCAUCUAGCUUUAUUGAUGUUGAUGAGUACUGGGCUUUUAUGCAAGAAAAUGCAAGGAAGGAGAUGGACUUAAUAUCUUUCGACUGA